AUGAGCGGUAUCCCGCUGAAGUGGGGCGGAUGCUCCGCCACCCAUCCUGCCACCGCCGAGAUCUAGCCCAUCACCGACCAAGUGAAGUCCCAGCUGGAGAAGGCAAACAGGAAGUACUCCGUUUUUAAGGCUGUGGAAUUCAAGAGCCAGCUGGUCGCGGAGACUAACUACUUCAUCAAGGUUCAAGUUGAUGAUGAUGACGUCAUACACAUUCGAGUGUUUGAGAGUCUCCCUCAUGCAAACGUGCCCUUGGCCUUGCAUGACUAUCUGACGGACAAGAGCAGGCGUGACGAGCUGACGUAUUUCUAG
Messenger RNA from Pteropus alecto (black flying fox), 309 nucleotides. RefSeq names its product cystatin-B-like. Gene Ontology annotation, cellular component: cytosol. The transcript has a single exon. The record is from RefSeq and is a predicted model, not a curated record. Lineage: Eukaryota; Metazoa; Chordata; Mammalia; Chiroptera; Pteropodidae. Gene Ontology annotation, molecular function: cysteine-type endopeptidase inhibitor activity.